Messenger RNA from Cotesia congregata, 600 nucleotides. The record is from the annotation of a GenBank genome assembly. Lineage: Eukaryota; Metazoa; Arthropoda; Insecta; Hymenoptera; Braconidae.
AUGAAAGAAAAGUGUGUUGACAUUGGGUCCGUUGAUUGUGCGGGUUUAGGGAUUCCCACUGGAGCCGGCGGGGGGCCAGCGGGCGCAGGAGCCGGCCAUCCUGUUGCACAUCAUCAUGGCCAGCUUGACGAGCGACUGGCUCUAGCUGCCGAUCCGAUGAUCCGAUUACAGAUGGCUGGCAUCUCGCCCGAAUAUCAUGCUCACACUCACGCGCAUACUCACGCGCAUACCCACUUGCACCUACAUCCAGGACAACAGCAGGCCCAGCAACAAGCACAGCAACAACAGGAAGUGGCUGCCGCUGCCGCUGGAUACCCCCUGCCUGUGGCUAAUGCUAAUUAUCCACGACCUGGGAUGAUGCAACGUGAUCCAACGCUUGGAUUACACCCGGCGGAGUUAUUAUCACGUCCUUAUGCCGACAUGGCGGCACAUGAACAAUUUCAACGUCACUUGAUGAUGGAACGGGAACGGUUUCCAGCUCAUGCAUCAAUAGUCGCUCAUCAUGAAGAAUAUUUAAGAGAUUCUUAUUAUAGACAACAACGUGAACGUGAAUUAAAAGUUCGUGCAUUAGAAGAAGCUGCUCGUGGAUCACGACAAUGA